Messenger RNA from Harpia harpyja (harpy eagle), 1237 nucleotides. RefSeq lists its product as uncharacterized. The record is from RefSeq and is a predicted model, not a curated record. Bases 629 to 1237 code for a protein of 202 amino acids. NCBI's taxonomy places the organism in Eukaryota, Metazoa, Chordata, Aves, Accipitriformes, Accipitridae. The transcript is spliced from 2 exons.
UCCCAUGGGCCCCCCCCUUUCCCUGUGGGGCUCCUUCUUGCUCCAUGGGCUCCCCACUUCCUGUGGGACUCCCUUCACCCCCAUGUUAAUACAUGCUUGUUAACGGCCGUCCAGUUGGGGCCCGAGUCAUGUCCCACCCUGUCCCACGGUCCUUUCCAGGAAGAUGGAGACAUUCCUCUCCCCUGUCCCAAACCAGACACAGCCUCUGGUCCUGGCAGAUCCUCCCUUCUACAGGCAAAACCCCUCCUAAUGGUGGUGUGAGUUAGAAAACUACCGGCAGAGAACAGAUUGUUCCUGUCUGCUGCUUUGCUGCCUGCGUGUAAAUAGUUGUGUGUCAUUUACCAUCUGGCAGAGGGAUGCGAGUACUGAGGCGGUGACUGCGCUGGGUGCCAGGCAGGAGGUGUACCGGCACCGCAAGUGGCUCGUACAGCUCAGAGGCUGCCGGCAGCUCGGGGCAGCACCUGUUUGCUGCAGUGCCACCGGCAAGUGAUAGUCACAUCUAGGACCAUCAGACUGGGAGUCCCCAGCCCCAAUUCUGCCAGGGUGGUGGAUGCGGAGGGGAGCCGGGAGGGACGGGCAUGGGCUCUGGAUGCAUUUUAGGGGGCCAUCUGCCUACACUUGCCCAUGAAUGAGCAAAAUACAUGAGGAUAGGCUCCUCAGAGGACCCUGGUCUCCACCAGCACCUCCGCCCAUCCCAAAGAGAAGGUGGCUGCAUGUGCCUUUGGGUGGGGACCCUGCACCCACCCUGGCUGCUUCCCUGCAGCUUUCCGAAGGCACUUCAGUGAACCUGGAGUCACUGCAGGCACGCAGAAAUGGAACGUGCUGGGAGACUGGGAGAGCCACCAGCUGCCGAAGGCCCGGCAUUAAUGCAGGCAUGGCGUCUGCUUCGCACCACCAGAAGCUCCAGCUCUCGACAUCGUGGCCAUGUAAAGCCGAGCCAAUUUGUGCCGGAGAUAAGGAGCUGCCAGCUGAUAACCGGCUUACAUGCGGGUGCCUGUGUUAUCCCCGCAGAUUUUGGUGGAGGAUGGAGGGGGCUCCUUUGCUCACCCAGCACCAGCAUGGCCAGAUGCUGGGGCUCAUCCUGCCCCGCUGCUUCUGUGGGGGCUCCCCCAAACCCACCGUUUCCCCGGGGCUGAGCAAAGGCUUCCCCGCGCGAUGGCAGCAUUUGCUAAAUCUCCAGCACAAGCUGGAGAUGCCUCAGGUGUCUGCUUUGUUUUGCUUCCCUCUUAUGAAAUGA